Messenger RNA from Lolium rigidum, 409 nucleotides. RefSeq names its product 11 kDa late embryogenesis abundant protein-like. Gene Ontology annotation, biological process: embryo development ending in seed dormancy. The transcript has a single exon. The coding region runs from base 98 to 409 and encodes 103 amino acids. NCBI's taxonomy places the organism in Eukaryota, Viridiplantae, Streptophyta, Magnoliopsida, Poales, Poaceae. The record is from RefSeq and is a predicted model, not a curated record.
CCAAAGCACACACCAACUCCUCCAGACCCCAGCGGCAGCACCAUCAUCAUCAGCUAGCUAGUUUAGAAGUUGAAGUAGCAAAGCGAGGUCGGCCGGCAUGGAUUCAGGCAAGGAGGCGGCGGCGAACGUGGGCGCGUCGGCGCGCGCCGGCAUGGAGAAGACGAGGGCCGCCGUGCAGGGGCAGGUGGACAUGGCCGCGGCGUACACGACGGGGCACAAGGAGGCGGCCGAGAUAAACAAGGAGGCGGCCAAGGUGAAGAUGCAGCAGAGGGUGCACGCCGCCGAGGAGGAGAAGCAGCGCGCCAUGCGCGAGAACGCCGCCGCCAAGGAGCACGCCAGCGGCGCCGGGAAGGAGGAGGAGGAUCGCCACGACGGUCACCGCCCAGAGAGCGGCCACGGUGGGGAGUGA